Molecule: messenger RNA, 14894 nt
Organism: Gigantopelta aegis
Lineage: Eukaryota; Metazoa; Mollusca; Gastropoda; Neomphalida; Peltospiridae
Product: tudor domain-containing 6-like
Exons: 13
Coding region: 65-9883 (3272 amino acids)
Source: RefSeq, a predicted model, not a curated record
AGACAGGAUUUGAUUUGUUUAUUCAGACUCCCAUUCAUAGAAUGAAGCGUUGAUUCCUUUAACCAUGUAUGCAGAAAAUAGAAAACCAGAAUUCUCUGGUAGAGGGUCAACGAUGAGGCAGAACAGUGUGUCUCGUUUUUCACAGACCAGUCUGCCGGAUGGUACAGAGGAGAAGAUGGUUGUGUGCCACAUCACAGACCCAGAGCACUUCUACUGCCACCUGACUAAAAACAUGCCGCUGCUCAACGCCAUGAUGGACGACAUAGAACAGUACUACACGUCGCUAGGCGCGGACGAUGAACAACUGCCGCAGUUUGUCCUUGGUGUGGCAUGCAUUGCACAGUUUGUUGAAGAUGGAGGAUGGUAUCGAGCCGAGAUUACAGGCUUGCUUGCCAGUGGUUUGAUUGAAGUGAAGUUUGUGGAUUAUGGAAACUCUGAGAGUGUCACCUCUGACCGAAUAAAGGCCAUUCAGGAGAAGUUUCUACAGCAGCCGAUUCUGGGUCUCAAAUGUUGUCUGGCGGGUGUGUCCACUCAUCAGGGAUACUGGUCUCCAGAACAUAUUGCCCAGUUCGAGGAUGUCGCUCUUGACCAGACGUUCACAGGCUUCGUCAACUCUUCUAACAGAGAGGGAGUAUUUAUGCUGGAGCUUACAAAUUCUAAAGGAGUAAAUCUUAACAAGGACUUUGGACUGAAAACUAGCACCGUCUGUUUGGAUGAUUCUAAAAGUAAGAGCAGUCAUAGGAAAAUCAUGAUUGGCCAAGGUGAUGCCGAACUUCAUGUGAGGGUCAUGGACAAAAAUUGUAACCAUAACAUUGAAGCCGAUGCUGCUGAUGACGACAAACUGAAAAACAAAGUAGCAUUGCCAAAUGGUCAGACUGGAGUCAGAGCUACCUAUGUGUUGAGUCCAUCAGAGUUUUGGUGUCACCUUGAUAAGGAUAGUAAAAGAGUAACAACUCUGACAGAUAAUUUGAACAUACAGUAUAAAACAUUGUCUCCUAAGGAAUUAGUUGUAGAUCAUCCAACGGUGGGAAUGUUCUGUGUGGCCAAGUUUCCUGAUGAUGAGUUGUGGUACAGAGGGGAAAUCACUGCAGUCAGGGCUGGCGACUGUGACGUUUAUUUUAUUGACUAUGGAAACACUGCUACAGUUCCAAAAGGUUCGCUGAAGAAGAUGCUUCCACAUUUGAGGAUGGAAUCUCCAUUUGCUGUGAAAUGUUGUCUGUCGAAUGUGAAACCAGUUUCAGCAGCGUGGAGUGAGGAAGCAUCAGAUGAAUUCGAAACUCUUACCCUGGACAAAUCUGUGUUGGCGACUGUUGAAGGAAGAACCAAAGGAGGAUUGAUGCAGAUUACACUGACAGAUACUUUGAGUGGACAUGACAUUGGUGAAAGUCUUGCCCAGCAGAAACUUGCUGUAAUGGUAAAGGCAGGCAGUGUCGGUUUUCCAAAGCGAGACGUAAAAGUGCCCAGCUCUUGCGAGGUUUAUCUCUCUUCUGUUGAAAGUCCUGCAAGAUUUUGGAUCCAGUUAUCCGAAAAGCAGGCUCAACUGGAUGAGUUGGUGGAGAAAAUUGAAGGCUAUUACAGCUCUAAGGGCUCACCAGUGACAUCUGUUCACCAAGGGAUGCCGGUGGUGGCCAAGUUUACCGAAGAUGAAGCAUGGUACAGAGCCUAUGUGACACGGUCCUCUGGUGGGAAGCAUGAUGUAUUUUUUGUGGACUUUGGAAACUCCGACAGUGUGUCUUCUGCAUUUCUGAAAGUGCCGACCGAAGAGAUUUUGCAUGAGCCUGUGUAUGCCAUUGAAUGUAGCUUGAAAGGUGUUGCUCCUCUGAAGCAGAACUCAAACUGGCAUCCAGAUGCUAAAAGUUUACUUGAGGAUGUCACAAAAGAUGGGGCUGUUUGCAAAUUUGUUUCAGUGGGCAGUACUUCGUACGUUGUCGAACUGAAUACAGAUGGAAAGGAUGUUGCGUCUUUUCUCGUGUCUUCAGCCGUGGUGAGAAAGAACACCACUGACGAACCUAGUGCUGUUAGGAAAUCGGGAUAUCCGAAUUCAGUGAGCAUUCCAGCCAAGCACUUGGAAAAAGGGUAUAUUUCACAGACAGAUUCACCAGAUAGCUUCUGGGCCCAGCUAUCAAAGUUCACUGGACAACUGGACGAAUUGAUGGAAAGCUUAGAAGCUCAUUAUUCAUCAGGACGUGGAGUUGCAUUAAUGGGUCCUCGAGUUGAAAUGCCAUGUGUUGCGAAAUACAGUGCAGACAAUGCUUGGUACAGGGCUGUAAUCAAAGAGAUUCACAAGAGUGGCAUCAGCGUCCAUUUUGUUGACUAUGGAAACACUGAAAUUAUUUCUCCUUCUUUGGUGUGUGAAAUAGAAAAACAGUUCCUGGAUACACCCAUGCAAGCUGUUCACUGUAAACUUGCUGUGAACAUGAAAGCAGGAACUACAUUGGAAACCAUCAAUGAGAAAUUUCAAGAGUUUGUGCUUGAAAAAGAGUUGGUCAUUAAAGUUUUGAGCAUUGACGGCGGUGUCUUGAUAGUGGAUGUGCUUGAUGCUGGGCAGUCUGUGAUUGGCAUGUUGAAAAGUGAAUUUCCAUCUGUCAUUAUUUCCAGAGCGUCGACUCCAUCAGGUUCCGCUAUGACCGUGGACUACCCUCCAGUACAGGUGCCAGUUGGUAAGACAAAGCAAGUGUAUGUGAGCUUCAUAGAAAAUCCUGGACUGUUCUUUGUCCAUGCAGAUGUCGAUGACCUGUUGAAUAGCAUCAUGAACAAACUUAGCAAUCAGUAUGCCUCUAAUACAGAACCCACUCUGCCAAAUCCCAGGGUAGGCCAGCCUUGCUGUGCACUAUAUGCAGACGAUGGUGCUUGGUAUAGAGGCAAGGUUGUGUCUGUUGCAGGAGACAUGAUUAAAGUGCAGUUUGUUGAUUAUGGAAAUGCGGAGAAUGUCAGGAGGAACAGUGUGAAACCACUUUCAAGUAGUCAUCUUGCUGUCCCUCCUCUUGCCAUUCAGUGUUUUAUGGACGAUGUUGAGCCCAUGGGCGGUACAUGGACAGAUGAUGCUGUUGCCUUCAUGGAAGAAUUGACCGUGGACAAGGUGUUGAUGUGCAAAUUCAAGACUUCUCAAGCUGUCAAAUUGUUUGCAGGAGAUAUUGACGUAAGUGACAAAUUGAAAGAAAAGGGUUUUGCCAGAACAAGAAAUGUUGCUAUAGGUCAAACAGCUUCCAUAGCUGCAGCUGCUUCAGGUCCAGCUUCUUCAUUGGCCACAAUGAAACCAUGUGCAUUGAGAAAACAGCAAAUACCGCCUGGCUCUAUAGCUGCGUAUAUCAGUCACGUAGAUGCGAAUGGAACAUUCUAUAUUCAAAAGGCAUCGGAUGAUGAUUCUAUUGCAAAUUUAUCAGCAGAACUCCUUCAGUAUUACAGCAGUUCAGGGUCUCCUUCCAGCUUGGUCCAAAAAGGAACAGUUUGUUGUGCUCAGUUCUCAGAUGAUGAUGCAUGGUACAGAGCUGUCGUGGAACAGGUAUCAGGAGGGUGUGCUACUGUCAGAUUUGUGGACUUUGGAAACACUGACAUAUCAUCACUGAAACAUCUGAAAAUAUUGGAGCCACAGUUUUGUGAACAGCCACCUUUUGCAUUUGGAUGCAAGCUUGAAAACCUUACCUCUUGGCCCUAUGGAGUUCAGGAAAAGUUUACGGAUUACACUGAUAACAAAGAGCUUGAUGUCAAGUUCUUGGGAUCGUCUGAGCCGUACACGGUGAGAGUUACAUACAGCGGAAAAGACUUGAGAAGUCAGUUUGUGUUUGAGGAUGCACCAGCAGAACCAUCAUCGUUUGAGAUGAAAUCGCCACCAAGACCAUCAUUUGGUGCAAAACCAAAGUUUGGAGGACAAGAACAAUCAUCUCUUGCUGCUCCUAAAUCAGGUUUUGGAAAAACCUCUACUGAGCAAAAACCAAGCUUUGGGAGACCACCAGCACAGCCAUCUUCUGAUGAACAAAAACCAAGCUUUGGAAGGCCUGCACAGUCAUCUGCUGGUGAAACAACACAGAAGCCAUCAUUUGGUGGACGUCCAUUUGGUUCUUCAGCGAAGACCCCGACAUCUCCACCCAAGAAAGAAGUUGAAGUAAUUCCACUUGAAGAACAGAAGUUCAAAGUUUCAGUGGCUCCGAGGGGACAGGUCGAAGCAUUCAUCUCCCAUGUGGAAGAAGGUAUAAUCUACCUUCAGCAGAGCAAGUACAUUGAAAGUGUUAUGGCUACAAGUGAGAAAAUAAAGAAACUUCCCGAUGGAAUAGCUCAUGCAGCUGUUGGUUAUGCUUGCGGAGCCAUGUUCACAGAAGAUAAAACCUGGUACAGGGCCGAGGUGAUUGAAGUGUCUGAUGACAAAGUGACUGUUAGGUUUGUAGACUUUGGCAACAAAGACACCUUGACCAUGAGUAACAUGAAACCUCUGAACAGGGAACUGCUGUUCCAAGAACCCAAAGCUUUACCUUGUAAAAUGGUGGGCGUCGAUAACCUGACCCCAGAACUCGUGGACAUUUUGGCAUUCAUUACAGCUGACAAGGAAAUAUUGGCUGAAUUUUGUUCACACCAGGCCCCUUUUAAUGUCAAAAUGAAGGAUUUGGAAGGCAAUGACAUUGCUAGUAUCCUUUGUCCAACAGACUUCCCCAUUCAAGAGACUCCUAAAGAGUUGGUUCAGUGUAAAGUGGUCAACAUACUGAGUAGUGGUGUUUUCUAUGUCCAUCUGACGAAAGAUAUGGAACUGAUUCGUCAAUUGAAGGCUGAACUUGAGAUGGACUUUACCGGUGUAGAGCAGACAGAUUCGCCCAAGAUUGAGGUUGGCCAUGCUUAUUGUGCCAAAUCGGAAGAAGAUGCUUGGCAGAGGGCUUUAGUAAAAGAUGUGAAGAAAGAUGAAGUUGAAGUUCAGCUUGUUGAUUUGGGAAAAUCUUGCAGUCUGAAUAAAAGUUGCAUCUUUUCUCUGCAUCGAAGGUUUCUGACAUUCCCUGCACUUUCUUAUGAAUGCAUUUUGAAUAACUUCCGAGCUUGGACAGAGGAACAGAAAGAGAAGUUUGUUGAAAUGACAAAAAAUAAAACCAUGAAUGUACAGUUUCUUACAAAGACGUCGCCAUACAAGGUUGAACUGACUAGAAACAUUGCACUGGAGGUUCUCGGUGAACCGGAGGAAACUGAACCGACUCUUGAUGGAGGAGCUCAAGAAUCAUCAGGUGGAGCAUCGGCCGUCAAGCUCCCACCUCAGACUCUUCCAGACGGAGUCACUGGCUAUGCAUCCUUUGUAGAUACUGACGGGUCUGUUUACAUACAGCUGUCUAACGAGGAGGAAACGCUAAAUAACAUCACAGAACAGUUACAGAGUGAUUACGCGAGUGGUGGACAGGCCGUCAAUCCAGUUGUUCUAGAUUCUACUUGCUGUGCUAAAUUCACAGAAGACGAUGCCUGGUACCGGGCCACCAUUACGUCGGUGAGUGGGGAUCAGGUUACAGUGAGGUUCGUCGACUAUGGCAACACUGACGUUGUGUCAAAAGCCAGGAUUGUGGGUCUGUCAGAUCAGCACUUGCAGAUACCAGCGUUGGCCUACCAUUGUGAACUUCAUAGCUACAGGUCCUGGACACCAGAGUGUGUCGAUGCUCUAGACAAAGUGGUGAAGGAUCAGCCGCUAACCGUGAAGGUGAUAUCGGCUGGCGAUGUCUUCACCGUCGAGCUUCAUCUUGAUGAUGGGAGCAGUGUUGCCGGACACCUUCCUGCUCCAGUAGCCGAAAAAAGUAAAGCAAGCCCAUAUAAUUUGAUAGACUUGGAAUUUGGCAAGAAAACUGCCGUCCACAUCAGUCACGUGGAGUCCAUCUUCACCUUCUACGUCCAGCCUGUGUCAUCGGACGACGACCUGACUUCCCUCGCUGCGGCCAUCAACGAACAUUACACAGCUGACGAGCCCGGCGUCAGUGUGGAUUGGAUGAAGUUGGGGAGUGCCUGUGUGGCCAGGUACACUGAAGACGAGCAGUGGUAUCGCGGUAUUAUCACGUCGGUGGACGAGAAGAAAUGUGGUGUUCACUUCGUGGAUUACGGCAAUGCCGAUAUCAUCAGUAAAGCUAAUGUCCAUCAGCUGAAAGAAGAAUACGCCACCCUCCCAGCUCAGGCUGUGCAAUGCAAGUUGAGUGGCGUCGACGUUUCGGAUGCCAAACUGGAUGAAGCAUCUGAUGCCCUAUUAGAAAUGACGAUUGACAAGGUCGUGUCUGUGGUUGGCAGACGUAAGAUAGUCGAAGAUGAACGUGAUAUGAUCGUCGUAGAUGUCCUGGAUGGGGAUAAAAAUGUUUCUGCUACUCUCGUUGAAAGUGGACUCUGCUCUGCAGUGAUAACAGAGGACUUGGCAGAAGAUGUCUUUGAAGCAGAGUCAGCUAAAGAAACGAUAAAGGAGACCACAGUAGAAGAUGAUUCUACUACCUCGGUUGCCACUGAUGAUGGUUCAGAUAAUGUGGUCAGCAAAGAUGAGGAAUGUAGAUUGGCUGAUGAUGACGUAACACCUGCUACUGUUUCGUCAGAAGGUUUAGAGAAAACCGACUCUAACGUCUGUAACUCUGUGAGUGUUGCUGAAGGCCAAAGGCUCUCUGUCUUUGUCUCCAGUGUGGAGUCGCCCAGCAGGUUCCACAUCCAGCUGGAUGAGCAGAAGCAGAGUCUGAACGAGAUGCUGAACGCCAUGUUUGAUUUUUUCAAUAACCUAGCUGAAGACGAGAUGGCUCUGGAGAAUCCAGCAGUCGGAUCACUCUGUGUGGUGUAUGGCGGAGACGAUGAGUCUUGGCACCGGGCAAAGAUAAUCGAGGUUAAUGAUGACAAGUGCAUCCUGUAUUACGUUGACCAGGGCAAUUCGGAUGGUGUUGAGUGUUCUGCAUUGAAGGUUCUUCCAGAACAGUUUGAAGGUCUGCCACAGCAGGCCGUUGUGUGUUCCCUGGCAGGUAUCAAGUCAUCUGAAGAUGCUUGGAGUGAUGAGGCUGUGGAGUUCUUUCACGAACUGAUUGCAUACAAGACCAUGUUGAUGGAUGUGAUUGGAUUUGAAGACCGUGGAGUUUGCAUUGUCAAUCUGAUCCACAUGGGGACAGCAGUCACCCAGAAGAUGAUGGAGACGGGUCACGGAAUGGAGUUUUCAACCCCCGUCAUCAACAAGAAGGUGAAGCGUGUGUUUUCCGACACAAACGAAACACCAGUCAAGCUGGUUCUCGACGAGAAGGAUGAAUCUCUGUCUGACUUGGACGACAAGUUUGAAGAUUGUGCUGAGGAAGUAGGCCACAUUAAAUUAAGGUAUGUCCCGGUAGAAAUGAAAGCUGGCACUGCAUACAGCGUGUUUGUGACUCGAGUCAGUGAUCCGGGCACUUUCUUCUGCCAGCUGACAUCAUCAGCCCAGACAUUUAAAGAUCUGCAGGAUGAUCUUCAAGCAGAGUACGCACAAGACUCCUCUAAACUCGACCCUGAUGAUGUCGCACCUUCAAUGGCCGUCGUGGCACAAAACAAAGAGGAACAUCAGUUCUGUAGGGCAAAAAUUCUCAGUGUUGACAAAGACAUGGUGAGAGUUUCCUUCGUGGAUUACGGGCAGGAAACAGUCGUACCCAUUGCAGACUUGUGGAAAAUGUCGCCAAAGUUUGUCAUCCCUGUAGUCAAUGUUUUCCAGUGUUUUCUGGCUUGUUUUAAGCCUGUGGAUGAUUCGUGGACAGAAGAUGCAACAAAAAAGUUUCAGGAAUUGACAUCUGAAAAAUACCUUGUUGCCAAAGUGAUAGGACAAAAAACCAGUGUCGUUGCUGUUGAAUUGGUGGACGAGUUUGGUGUGUCCAUUGGACAGAAAUUGGUGGAGGAGAGCCUUGCCAUAGCUGACGAGUCGCCCAGGGUGUCUGUAGCCAGCAGUCAGGGUGGUGAUGAGAGUGCCUCUAGACUGUUUGGUCUGGCCGUCGAUGAUUCCAUCUCUCUAGGCAUUGAAUCGAUAAAUGAGGACACAAUUUUUGGUCAGCCUCUGCUCGAAUCGACCACGGUGGUGGAUGUCUCUGAUGAUCAGUAUCCACUGCUAAGGAUACACAUUGAGAAAGAAUACAAUGUGGACGUCUUGGAGGGCGGUACCCCAGACAGUUUCACUAUUCACUUGUUGGAGCAGGCCAGUCAGUUUAAAAAGGUCAAGGAAAUUCUGUCCAGCAUUGAUGAGAAUGAAGAAGAUUUUGAAGGGACGACAGAUGUGGGAAAACCAUGUCUUGUGAAGGUUGAGGAUCGCUGGUAUCGGGGGAAGAAGAUUGAAGAAAAGGAUUCUUUGUCAUCAGAGGUCCUGCUUGUAGACUAUGCUAAGACGGAAGACGUUGACAACAGUGAUAUCCGAAAACUGCCGAACGAUUUGCUUGAGAUUCCAAUUCAGGCAUUGUCGUGUACACUUGCACACAUUGCUCCAGCAGAUAAGAUAAGAUGGUCUGAAGAAGCAGUUCAGUUUUUCAGAGAUUUUGUUGGUAAUCACCAACUGGAAGUGAUUGUGACGGCUGUGUCUGAUGAUCACGUGUACAGUCUGAGGAUGUCUGACGGGGAAGACCUCGGCGGGAUCAGCAUCAAUCGACAGCUCGUUGAUCUAGGAUUCGCUGAGCCGCUGCUUGGAUCCUUGAUAGAAAUUGAGCUCCAGCUCGAGCAGACGCAGGGAAACUCUGAAAUACUUGAUGAACUUGAGAUUUCCUUCCAUGAAGUUUCGUACAACAGAAAUAACAGCUAUGGAGGUGAUUUAUGCUAUACAGAGGAUGAAACUGCGGACGAAAUGUGUCACACAUUUAACACUACUGGUCAUUCCUUUUCCUCCAUCCUGCUGAAUGAUACAGAGGACACAACAAAGGACAAUACGCUAGAAUUAGUUGGUGACACAUCACUUUUAGUUUUGCCUGAAAUUGUAACACCAUUACCGAGUACCCCGUUACCUGGAGACCCUAAGAAAGAUGAUGAUGAUGAUGAUGAUGAUAAUGCAGACACGGGAACUGAUGGUAAACAGACUGUGUUGCCAGAAGACCAACAACAAGAUGCCAACACUAGAGAUCUUGAAGACUCUGAUGGUAACAUAGACCCAAACAAUAUGGACAGCGACAAGAAAUUGGAGUCGGUUGAUGAUGAUGAUCGUGAUGGAGACAUUGAAGAGAGUGCUGGUGAUGGUGAUCAGUCCUCCAAGGAGAUUCAGGAUGGUUCGGAACCCAAGACAAAAACUGAUGAUGAAUCACGCGAUGCAGAUGAUUGCGACGGGCGCGAGACAUUGCACAGAGAUGGAGAAGGUGAUGCAGUGGGCAGAUCCGACCGUGUUUCUGGCGAGGUGUCCGAUGACACUGAUGGGAGCGAUGAUGCAGAGGACAGUCUGGAGACUGAGCAGCAAAAAGAGAAACCUGACGAGCGCGCGGCAGAAGCUGGAAGUGAUGGCUACAUACAAGAUGGCCCGUUUGAUGAACCGGAACGAGAUGAAGUGCUAAAAGAGAAUGGUAAAGAGACCUCCGAGGACGAGGACAAUGAUGUAAAGAGUUGUACAGAAUUUGUUGAAAGCACUGAAGACCGUGAUGGCAUGCCAAGUGAACCCAAACAGGCAUCUGUGAAAGAGUCUGAGCUAGAUAUCGUGAAUUCUGCUGCUGGUGGGGUGGGCGUAACCAUGUCCGAUUCUCGGACAGCUUGCGCUCGGCUAGUCUCCGACCUGGUAGAGGGAGCCAGCGACACGAUGUUAAACACCAGUGACGAUACCGACUUGAAUUCUGAGGACAAAGAUCAUUCCAAAUCUGAUGCGAUUAAAUCCGACACCAACGAACCUUGCAGUUCCAGCCCAGCGUCGGAGGAUUUCUGUGAAGCCAGAGAGGAUCUGUCAUCUCCAGACAAAAAGAGCUGCAAAGAUGGCGACGUCAGCACUUGAGUGAAGAUUCCAAACUUUUUUUCAGAAUUAUUGUUAUACAUACUUGUAACUGUUUUCAUGUGCUGUGCUGUCGAAUGCACUGUUUUCAUGUGCUGUGCUGUUUAAAGCACUGUUUUCAUAUGCUAUUCUGUUGAAAGCACUGUUUUGUGUGUACAUAUUUAGAUUGUCUUGGGAGAGGUUCUGAAUUCUGCACACUUGCCAGUUAGUUACCAUUUUAAUCUUUUAACCAGUGUAUUGCCUAUAUAUGUUUUUCGUUGUAUGUAUAUUAUGGUGUCCUGUGUAUAUAUAUUUUUUGGGGGUUGGGGGGGGGGGGGGGGUAAAACACAUUGUUUGGUAUAUAUGGAAGUGAAAGAAAUACCUACUACAUACCUUUGAUAAAUAAAAAGAAAUAAUCAGAAAUAAAAUAUAUUUUAUUUGUUCUCUUUUUACCAAAAUUCACUGAUUUGCUUUGGACUAGUCAUUUGUAUUUUGAGAAAUCUAUUGGUUAUAUUUCUUUCAGAUUUAUAAGACCAGAGUUUAAACUUUAUUGGUUGAUAAUAAAAACAAAUAUUCAAUUGAAAUAGACUCUUUAAUUUUCAUUUGCAAUCAGUAAGCAAAAGGAAGCUUGAUCCUAGUUUAUUUUUAUUUUUACUAGACUUUUGUAUAAUUGUCUUUCACUAUGCCAGUGGUUUCAGGUAAAUCAAGUUGCCACUGUUCAGUGAAUCUCUUCCGUUUGGUGGCUAUACGUCAAGCACCAUACAGUGUGACAGAUUUUGAAUGGAAACAGAAUUUUAGUGAAUUGUUGAGAAAGUAUUACCAUAUUAUCUUUGACAGAAGUACUUAAAAUGUUUUCCUUUUUUUUAAAAGUAUGAAAACAUAAAAUCGUAUGUAGACUAGUUAGUAUGAAAGUAAGUUUGUAUCUGAAAUCUACAUGCCAUUGCCAAAAUAUAGGUGUAGUUUAUAGUGCUGAGCUUACAGAUGUCUUGAAAUUUUGCAGAAAUAUAUAUUUUCUUAUUGAUGUCUUGUUCAUAAUAUUAUCUUUUACUGUUACCUUUAACCUACUAUAGCUAUUUUUGUAUGAUUACGUUGGGCAUUGGUUUGAUGUUACUUUUUGUAGCCUAGUAUUGUAGCAUUUUAAUGUUAGUCUUGUCACCUUGUAGAUUUUGAAUAUUUUUCAGAUACGUGUUUUGUUUGAUAGAUCUAAUAUUAAACUGGUAUAGAUCUAAUAUUCAGUGGAUGACAUCCUAUUUUGUGCUCUUAAAUGGAGAAAAAGAUCUUUGAAUUUUAAAACUUUUUUUGUCUUCAAUAUACAGUGGAUACAUUAAUUUUAAAAAUCCUAUUUAAAACCAAUGUUAUUAAGAUGUUCUAUUCUCCCUUUUUCAAAGAAAAAAUCUGUUGAAUGCAGUACUGAUUUUUUUUUUCCCACCUUGGAAGAAAUUCUAAUGGUCAUUAGACUCAUCUGUAUUAAUGGUCAAUUCAUUUCAUUUGUAUUAUGUCCACUGUAUUAUGUGCUUUAAUUUUUUAGAUUUCCUGAUCAUUGCUUUUAUUUUAUAAGCUAAUUUUGUGUUCAUUGUGUGUAUUCACCCAUAUAUUAAUCCAUACAUUGUUGUUAAAAAGUGAUCUAAUAAUAAAUAUUGAUAAAAAAAUAACUUGGUGCUGAAAAGGCUAAUUUGUUAUACUGCUAAUAGUAGUAAAUUCAUUUAAUUAUGUCAUAUGUAUAAGACAAAAGGUAUUCUUGCUUUUACCAGUUAGAUUUUCUUAUUUUGGAAGAAUGGAGCAGAAAAUUACAGUCAUAUUUUCAGGCCAAAUGAUUGUUAUCGGUACUCACUGUAACAAUUCUCAAACACUUUAAUAAUUUUAUAAAACCCAAACCUUUGAAGUUAUUGUGGAGAAAUAUAUUGUUCAGAGGAGAAGUUAUGAAUUUUUUUGUUUGUUUUGUUUUGCUGCAGUCACAAGUAUUUUAUUACUUGUAUAAUUAUCAACCUUUAUCACUGUUAAUACUCCAAUCCAUUUGUUCAGUGUAUCAAAAUUGUGACAAGAUUAAACCAAGGCAGCUGACAAUUUAUGCGAAAACACUCCUAUUUAUUAAAACUGGUGUUUGUAUUUUGCGUUAGAAAACAGUUUGCAGAUUUAAGGUGCCUAAAAUAUUGAGUCAUCAAAAUAUGCAUAUAUAAUUCUUUUUUCAAAAAUCCAUCUUAAAAACAGUACAUAUACAGCCCACUUUCCAUGUACAUGUGGAUAUGUGCCCUUCCCUUCGUGCAUUUUCAUCAAAUUAACACCAUAACUUGAUGUUAUCAUUGUAUGUUUUGCCAGUGUUCAAGCAAAUGUAUUUUAUAAUACAUGAAGUAGUUCAUUAUUUGUACAAGAAAUCACAUUGUAUGCUGAAUGCAAUAUGUGAUGUAAUACUGCACAGAAACCGACAUUGAUUCUGGGUGUCUGAAAUUUGGCAGAAAACGUUUGUGCCCUGUUGGGCAUUGUUUUCCUCUCUUCAGAAUCAUUUUCAAAAAGAAAUUAAUAGAACAAAUUCAGUCCGAUUUAGAUUGAAAUGUCUACAUGAUUAGGUGCUGGGCAACAUGUAGUUGUGACACCAAACAAUAACAUAAUCAAUCACCGUUUUGAGGUAUAAAUAAGGCAAUUCUAACUAAUAAAACAUAGGUAAACUAAGUUUUGUUUAAUCAGAAACAUUUCACACACAGUUUCAUUUAACUAUCUGUGCAAAAAUAUAGUUCUAAUUCUGCUACAACAUAGAUAUGUAACAAUUUCACUAUAGUUGUUGAUGUUAAUUGCUUAAAAUAUUUUCAAAACUGUAUUUUAACGUGAAAUUGCAACUUGACAAAUAAGUAAUUCAACAAAUUAAAAAAAACUUUUUUUUUACAGAGUAAAGGUGCUCUAAAUGUUGAAUAUAUUUGUACAAGAAGAAAACCUGUACAUUAACAAGAUGCUGGGUAUUUGUACUGUAUUGAUGUGAUCGCACAUACAUGGAAAGUGGGCCUACACUGAAAAGCAUGAAAAUAUGACUGAUCUUUUCAUUGCUAGGAAAAGAUGUUGAUCGACACUACUAGAAAUAACCUUUGUUAUAUGUCUGUCGUACAAAAUUGCAGAAAUGUUUUCCUGUGCACACAAAAAAAAGGUCUCGGACCAACUGCAAAGUUUGUAAAGGGUUGGAAUUUGACAGCAUAAUUUUGCAAAUCAUCUUGUACUGUUUGUGAAUGACCAGACAUUAUUAUUUUUUAAGCGAUUUGAUUUUUCUUUCAUUGUUAACAUAUAUCUAGUGCAAUACUUGCACAGAAAUGGUUCCUUGAAUAUACAUUGUUCAAUUUCAUUUGUUAUCAUUACAACAGAGACUUCAUGUAUGUUUAUUCAGUCGUUUAUACCUUUCACUCAAAUUAUUUUAUAUUUUUCACUGAGGGUUUAAGCUGGGGGAAAACAGUUAAUAUUAAGAAGCCAAGCUCAGUACAACAAAACUCUGAUCACGAAAAUACUACUCUUGUGUGAUCUGUUUGAUAUAUUUAGCAAUUUUGCAAAUGACAGUUUUAUCCCUCAUUGUUGGUCUCUAAGCAAUUUUAAGUUUUGGUCUUAUGCUAGUCUUAGACUACCAAUUGCCAGUACAAAGUUUGCCAACUUUCUGCUCUCGCGACUUUUACGACUAUCCAGUUUCUUUUCUGUGCUCUCUUACAACUUUGUUUUUGUCGUAUAACCCAUUAGUUAAUCUGAAUGCACCCCUCUAAGUCGGGAGUUGGGGAAAAUUAUAACACAACAGUCCAGUUGGCCAACUUUGUCAUGACAGUUGACAGUCUGACAUUAGCAUUAGUUGAUGUAGUUUCAUGUUGCUGUUCCACGUUGUUUUAAACUGCAAACUAGAGCACCACAAUUAUCGAGGGAAUGUGACAGAAACCACACGUGUAUAUGUAGUUUAUAAGUGUUAAACGUGUUGAGGAUUAACACCACAAUUACUAUGCACUCUUCGAGUUCCUUUGAGUAUUUGUACAGCGAGACAUUAAAACAAUUAUCAUAUGCAGAUGUCAACCCAUGUAUGCAAUACGUUGUGACAGGACAUAAUACUAUGAGAAAGAUUAUAAUAUCAGGGAUUGAGAGAAAUCAGUGUUGUGUGGUAGCAGUUUAUUGUAUUUCCUGAAAUUGUGGGCCAGAGAUUCCAUUGUGAAGUUGCAGCAGAUUUGUUAUUUGUUUUGGACUCACGGUGAACUGUAUAUACAAUGCAAUAAUUUUUCAAUGUGGAAAGAGUAAUUUCAUGAAAUCCAGCUUGUGCAUGUAUGACGUCUAACCAAAUGUCAUCUACCUUACAGGUAAUGAUUUCUGGAUUUAGGUUCUUCUUUGCUUCUCUUAAUCCUUUGUUUCAAAGAUUUGAAAAUUUGAUUCCAGUCAUUGAUCAAGAAGUAUGAAGUGAUUAGAAACCCCCCCCCCCCCCCCAACCCCACACACCCACCAAAAAACCCAACCAAAAGAAAAACAAAAAAAGAAGAAAGAAAAAAAACUAAAUAAUAUUAAUAAUCCCGCCCCAAAACAAAAACCCCACCACAAGAAAAACCCAGCAACCUUCAAAUAUAAAAAGAAAUGCCCCUCUUCCCCAAUUCUUAGAACUUUUAUUUCCAAGUAGGAAUUUUGGGAGAUAAAGAUUUGUACAUUGUGCCAGAAAGUUUUAAUGAACUGACCAACUCAUUCUUACCUCUAUGACUUACUGAUGUCAUAUUACUACCUCUUGAUUUCAAAUUGUGGUGGCUUGAUUGUGGAACAGAAUUUGUGAAUAUCAACCAAUGAAGAGAUUACAUCUGUGGGAUUUCACAAGGCCGAAGGACAAAAAAUUUGGUGUUCAAGAUAUAUAAAGACUUCGGAACUGAAUUUGUGAAUGAUCUGCCGGAUAGAACUAAUGGAGGUUGGAGCUGUGCUUUGUGCACUUGAUUGCGAAAACGGUUUUGGAGUUUUAAGACUUAACUAAGACUGCGACCGUUUUCAAUGUACUAGUCAUAAUGUGCAAUAUUCAUCAGAAUCUGUGAUAAAAAUGCAUUUAAUACUA